AAUGCUGGACUAAGUGUCAGUAUUAUGGAUUUUUGUCCUUCUCCCUCUCUCCACACAAUCUACUGUAUCAGUUGCCUGUAAACAACAUCCCAGCAACAACAACAGCAACUGUUCUUCCAGCUCCUCCACCCCACAGCUGCGCUCCAAAAAAGCAUCAAACCAAACAGGGUAAAGACCAGGCUUACAUUAAGAAGCCCCCAAAUGCCUUCAUGCUGUACCUUAAAGAGCAGAGGCCAAAGGUCAAAGCACAGCUAAAUAUCAGUGACAGUGCAGCUGUGAAUGCAGCUGUGGGAGAGAGAUGGAAGUCGCUCUCAAAGAAGGAGCAGAAAAAAUAUUUCGACAAGGUGGAAACACAAAGAUAUCAUCACGCCAAAGAACAUCCGAAUUGGUCAACCAAAGAGAACUAUGGCAAAAAGAGGAAGAGAGUCAGAGAUCGCAACUGCACCAAAGAGGACGCUCAGCAGGCCAAAACACCUCGUAUGAGGCCAAGUCAAGCAGAGCCAUCUUCUAAUUCAGCUAUGAAGGAACCACAUCAGCUGGAUAGAGUCUGGGUGUCCCAGCCACAGACACAGCCAGGUGUUAACACCCUAAUCAAUCAGAAAACAGUACUGGUGCCAAACACACUGAACCCGGUCAGUGUGCCUGUGUGCAAUGUGCCAUGUGCCACAAGUUUAUUAGUCCCUCCUGUAAUAAAGUGAAUUAUUGUUUGCAAAGUGAUUUGUUCCGCAAUGGAUUGUGUUGCUGCACGGACAUCUUA
Molecule: messenger RNA, 757 nt
Organism: Oreochromis aureus
Lineage: Eukaryota; Metazoa; Chordata; Actinopteri; Cichliformes; Cichlidae
Product: transcription factor 7-like 1
Exons: 5
Coding region: 210-698 (162 amino acids)
Biological process (GO): canonical Wnt signaling pathway; regulation of transcription by RNA polymerase II
Cellular component (GO): beta-catenin-TCF complex
Molecular function (GO): RNA polymerase II cis-regulatory region sequence-specific DNA binding; DNA-binding transcription factor activity, RNA polymerase II-specific
Source: RefSeq, a predicted model, not a curated record